AUGGACUGGCAAAAGCUCUUCUCCGCUUUGGAGGAGUCAUAUAGCAACCUAACGACGCUUCAAGACCGCUUGGGUGCAACAGAUGGCGAAAAGACGGCGCGAAAUGAGGAUAUCCUCAAUGCUCUAUCAUCGACCUUUCAGAAACACGUCGAUGAAUUACAAUCAGAAUGCGCAGUAAUAGAGUCUGAAUGCCAAACAUUGGUAAAGAGCAUGAUGGAUAUGAACCUUGAGAUGGGAAACACGGGUCCGGGACGUGAUGAGGAUGUGUUUGGAAGUGCGGACAUUGGUGUGGAGGUCAAGGGACCACUAAGGCAGGCGCUGAGAGUAUUUGAGAUUGAGCAUAAGAAGAUCGCGGAAGUGCAUACCGAGAGGGUAGAGGUUGUAGAUUUACUGUACAAGCAGCUUGAUACGUUUUCAGGCUACCUUGCCCCGUCAUUCGUCAAUUUUCAGCCAUCAACAACGCCGUACGAAGACCUCUCCCUCGCCAGAAUUUCAUUCCUUGAGUCAGAAGUCGCGCGCUGUUCGCUUGAGCUCAACCGUCGCAGAACACGCAUACAAUCGCUUGCGAAGGAGAUCGUAGGGCUAUGGACGGAUCUGGGAACGGAGGUGCGCGAAAUAGGUGUGGAGUUCGACAUCAGGAUUCUCGACUGCUGGAAGGAUAGAGCUGAAGACUUGGGUGUUGGCGAGAGUGAUGUGCAAAGGUUGGAGAUGAAACGCGACCAACUUGCCCGUCAGAAGGAGGAGAGGAGGCAGAGGUUAGAUGAACUGAAGGCUGCGAUUGAACCACUCUGGGCCAAACUUGCCUUGCCAGAGGAAGGGAUCCAGGCUUUCACUCGCUCGCAUCGUGGCUUUUCCCUCACCGUCAUCGAAGGUUACGAGCUUGAGUACAGGAGAUUGGAAGAACUCAAAAGACAGAACAUUCACCUCUUCGUGAAAGACUGCCGACGACAACUCGAGACCCUGUGGGAGCAGCUUUACUUUUCCGAUGAGGAGAAUAAUGAGUUUGAGCCCGCGUUCACGGACAUCUUCACCGACGCGUCUUUGGCGGCACAUGAAGGGGAGGUGCAGAGGUUAGAGCAGCUUUACGAGGCCAAUGCUCCGAUCUACGCUCUUAUCUCUCAACACGAAGCACUGGUUGCCGAGAAGCACGCCUUGGAUGAGGCGCAGAAAGACUCUUCACGCUUGUUGGCCAAGGGACCUAAGCGUGUUAACCUGCUCGAAGAAGAGCGACAGAGGAAGAGGUUGGAGAAGAUGCUGCCGAAGGUUGAGGGUGAGCUGCGCGAAGCACUUGCGGCUUAUGAGGUGGAGCAUAGACGGGUGUUUAUGGUGAGAGGGGAGAGGUACCUUGACGUGCUUGGGACAGAGCAGCACGCUGCGAAGGUAGACAAGAGGCUUAGGGCACUGGCUGCUCCUGCUUCGACGGGUAGCGCCCCGAGUACACCGAGGAAGACUGCACCGCGCGGGGUAAUGGGAACUCCAUCAGGCAAGACUCCUGCGACAGUGAGGAGAUUGGAGACCAAGCCUGUUACCGCAGGGCGAACGGUCGGUACCAGCAUGCUCCGCCAAGCUUUCGACCAUCGCGGACCAAGUCCAUCCAAGUCUAGGACAUUGACUGACCGAGACAUCAAUGCUCGUCCAGGUAGCGGCCAUGGACAUGUACGUACUCAGUCAGCUUUAUCGGGUAAGCUCACUGCGGGUUUGCGAGCGCCCGGUGUGACGGGAACGAUGAGGAGGGUUGUCAGCAGUCCGGACAAAGUUCCUACCCAAAUCCCGAACUUCGUACGCGAACCACCCCCGAAAAUGGUGUUCGACAGGGAGCAGGAUAUGAGGAGCAUGAGGACGCCGAGCUCGAGCACGAGUCGGACAAGUGUUGAGAGUGACGCUUUUCCAAGGAGCGGGGAUGCGCUGGAAGAGAUUCACGAGGGUGACUUGACGAUGACGAGUGAGUGGGACGACGAGGGAUUCUAA
Saitoella complicata NRRL Y-17804 is the source of this 1968-nucleotide messenger RNA. RefSeq lists its product as uncharacterized. The transcript is spliced from 2 exons. The record is from RefSeq and is a predicted model, not a curated record. Gene Ontology annotation, molecular function: microtubule binding. The coding region runs from base 1 to 1968 and encodes 655 amino acids. Gene Ontology annotation, biological process: microtubule cytoskeleton organization; mitotic spindle midzone assembly. NCBI's taxonomy places the organism in Eukaryota, Fungi, Ascomycota, Saitoellomycetes, Saitoellales, Saitoellaceae. Gene Ontology annotation, cellular component: spindle; cytoplasm; mitotic spindle midzone.